AUGAUUACACUUCAAAUUUUGACUAGCAAUGAAGAUGAUGAUGAUGAUGAUGAUGAUGAUGAUGAUGAUGAUGAUGAUGAUGAUGAUGAUGAUGAUGAUGAUGAUGAUGAUGAUGAUGAUGAUGAUGAUGAUGAUGAUGAUGAUGAUGAUGAUGAUGAUGAUGAUGAUGAUGAUGAUGAUGAUGAUGAUGAUGAUGAUGAUGAUGAUGAUGAUGAUGAUGAUGAUGAUGAUGAUGAUGAUGAUGAUGAUGAUGAUGAUGAUGAUGAUGAUGAUGAUGAUGAUGAUGAUGAUGAUGAUGAUGAUGAUGAUGAUGAUGAUGAUGAUGAUGAUGAUGAUGAUGAUGAUGAUGAUGAUGAUGAUGAUGAUGAUGAUGAUGAUGAUGAUGAUGAUGAUGAUGAUGAUGAUGAUGAUGAUGAUGAUGAUGAUGAUGAUGAUGAUGAUGAUGAUGAUGAUGAUGAUGAUGAUGAUGAUGAUGAUGAUGAUGAUGAUAAACGUCAACUUAAUUAA
This is a messenger RNA of Schistosoma spindalis, 507 nucleotides long. The record is from the annotation of a GenBank genome assembly. Lineage: Eukaryota; Metazoa; Platyhelminthes; Trematoda; Strigeidida; Schistosomatidae.